Molecule: messenger RNA, 2286 nt
Organism: Syzygium oleosum
Lineage: Eukaryota; Viridiplantae; Streptophyta; Magnoliopsida; Myrtales; Myrtaceae
Product: U11/U12 small nuclear ribonucleoprotein 65 kDa protein
Exons: 12
Coding region: 224-1672 (482 amino acids)
Biological process (GO): mRNA splicing, via spliceosome
Cellular component (GO): U12-type spliceosomal complex
Molecular function (GO): pre-mRNA intronic binding; U12 snRNA binding
Source: RefSeq, a predicted model, not a curated record
AGGAAAACUCGAACUACAAAUCAUAACCUUUAUUGAUUUGCAUUUCUCUCAAUUCUCUUUCCCUCUCUUUUCGCCUCCGGCCCACCACCGCGGCCUCGCCGGUCGGUUGCCGUCCACCGCCACGGUCUCGCGUCUCGCCAUCUCGUCGCCGUGCACCGCCCCAACUUCGCGCUCGAGGUAGCGCUGCUCCCGUUUUCGCCUCGAUUUCGUUUGGAAGCAAAAUAUGGAUGGCAUUCCUUCUUCUCAAGCAUGCUUCAAUGUUUUUUCUUAUCCCCAUGGUCUUCAACAUGGGCAAGGAUUGCUAUCAAAUUCAUCGAUAGCAGACUCACCUGUUACGCUUAUGAUUCGUCACCUUCCCGAAGCCAUUCCCCAAGAGACGCUCUCUAGACUUCUCUCACAUUACGGUGCUUCAACUGUUCGUGCCUGCACUUCAGAGAGAUUGAAGAAUUGUGCAUUUGUGGAUUUCAAAAGUGAAGCACUUGCUUAUCAAGCACAGUGCCAGUUGAAUGGGCUAAGGUUUCUUGGUAGAGUUUUGAAAGUGGAAAGAGCCAGUAAUGAAACCAAGGAUAACAAGAUUCAAGGUAAAGGCGCUUCAUCUGCAAAUGAUAUAACUGCACCUUCCACUGUGACAAAGGAGGCUGGACUGCCUGGGGAUCGUAAUGAAAAUCCAACUUAUGGUUUUGCUACUGCUAAUGAGCCCAUUGCUCCAAAACUUGGUGUAGACUAUCCCUUCCCUCCUCAUCUUGAGUAUGCCUACCCCCCACCUGAUGGAAAUAUCCUCACCAAUAUUGUGAAUGCUCUUAUUGCCGUUCCUCGAUUUUAUACUCAGGUGUUGCACUUGAUGAACAAAAUGAACAUUCCAGCGCCAUUUCGUAUGGCAUUACCCACGCCACCCCUACCACCAUCAGCAGCUGUACCACCUCCACCUCCUCCCCCUCCUAUAACUGCAAAGCCCUUGGUGGCAGACCUAUCCAGUGAAGAGUCCGAGUUUGAGUCUUCAGAAGAGGAGGUUGAUGACAAAGCCCAUUCUCUUGGAUCUUCAAGAGUUAAAUCUGGUAAAAAGCGUGCCAGAAAAGAAGCUAUUGUAGGUCCUGCAAUAGACAAAGAUGUGGCUCAUGAGUCUGUGGGUGUGAAACCUGCCACCUUGGUCCCAAAAGAAAUCCCAAUGAUUAAGAAGAAGAACCCUGUUUUGCAGAUAAAAAUUACUCCAAAACCAAAAGUUUCAGCGGUUGAUGAGCACAAAGAUGACAGCACAGCAAAUGACAUAGAAGAGCCAGAUCAAGAGAAAUUGGAGAAGAAACAAUUUGCAACUCAAGAAGAACUGGAGAGGGGAAGGUUGCCUCCUGAAGAAAUACUAUCUCUUCCAAUGUUCAAGACCUAUGCUCCUGGAAAUCCUGCACCGGUCUUGUACAUAAAGAAUUUGGCCAAAGAUGUUAUUGUGGAUGACUUUUACUUUGUAUUUGGUUCUUUGUUUGGAAGUGCGGAUGAUGCUAAAUCCACUCUGAAUGUAAAGCUAAUGCAGGAAGGAAGAAUGAGGGGCCAAGCUUUUGUGACGUUUCCAUCCAUCGAAGUUGCGCAACGUGCUUUGAAUAUAGUGAAUGGAUAUGUAUUCAAAGGCAAGCCAAUGAUUAUCCAGUUUGGCCGAAACCCUUCUGCAUCUAAAACUAAUUAGAUGGCUCGCUGUCAUGUGAAACAAGCUUGUGUAGUGAUUGCCCAACAAAAUAGGACUAUCAUAUGUCUUCAUCUGACGUCUAAGCAACUAUGAUGGUGGCCGAGACUUUGGCUGAUUACUUAUAAGCAGGAUUUAUUGGGUGGGCAAGGAUCCGCUUUGACCCUAGGAAGAAGGAAUCCGGCGACACCUAUGACCACUAUGUCGUCGUUCAAUGCCUAGCUCCUUCAGCAUGUGCAGAACUUGAAACUACAAAUGAGCUCACUGAGCAGAUAUGCGGAAGGCUGUCCUGAGGGAGGAUUCAAAGUUCGUCAGGGGUUUCAUGCAUUAGCAAACUUGCUCUCACCCGCACGUCGUUCCGUUGAACAUUCUGUUGCAUAUAUAGAACCGGCAAGGAACCCGGUUAGCCAGUACAUCAAUUGUCAAAUGAGAAAUGCGUAUUCCGGACCUAUAAUUGGUAAUUAGUUUGCCAAGGGAAAAAAUUGCGGUUCCUAACAUUGUUCGGCAGGAAUGGGUAGGGGGAGCUGUAUGGCUUGUGACAUCAAUUUUGUAUGGACAUCACUUGUAGUGCUUCACAAUUCCUUGAUUAACCCAAUUAGCAGUUGCUGUUCUUGUUU